This is a messenger RNA of Puma concolor (puma), 1031 nucleotides long. NCBI's taxonomy places the organism in Eukaryota, Metazoa, Chordata, Mammalia, Carnivora, Felidae. The record is from RefSeq and is a predicted model, not a curated record.
AUGCAGGAAAGCGGGCAGAGAGUGAUCCCUGGUCACAUCUGUGGCCGGGCCAAGGGCCUGGAUGAUCUUAACUGGUCUUGAUUUUGUAGGGUUGAUAAAGACAGGAGCGGGGUGAUAUCGGACAACGAGCUUCAGCAAGCACUCUCCAACGGCACGUGGACUCCAUUUAAUCCAGUGACUGUCAGGUCAAUCAUAUCUAUGUUCGACCGAGAGAACAAGGCUGGCGUGAACUUCAGCGAGUUCACUGGCGUCUGGAAGUACAUCACAGACUGGCAGAACGUCUUCCGCACCUAUGACAGGGACAACUCUGGGAUGAUUGACAAGAACGAGCUCAAGCAAGCCCUCUCAGGUUUUGGGUACCGGCUCUCUGACCAGUUUCACGACAUCCUCAUUCGCAAGUUUGACAGACAAGGGCGGGGGCAGAUCGCGUUUGAUGACUUCAUCCAGGGCUGCAUCGUCUUGCAGAGGUUGACAGAUAUAUUCAGGCGUUACGAUACGGAUCAGGACGGCUGGAUUCAGGUGUCAUAUGAACAGUAUCUGUCCAUGGUCUUCAGCAUCGUAUGACUCUGACCUGUGCAAAUAACAGCAUGACUUACGGAAGGAAGACUAAAAAUGCCAAAUCACCCUUUAAAGAAACGGAACACAAAUGCAGCUAGAUACUGUUCUUUCUUUAGAUUUUAUAUAAUUAACAUUUGGGGACCUGACUGUACAUAUGUGGAUAAGCUGAUUAAGAUUUUUGCAAAUGUAACAAUAGUUAUAACUCACAUACAAACAUUUGAUUUGAGACUAUUCAAUUGUGCCAUGAGGUAAGAUAUAAUAAUGUUUCAAGUGUCUUGCAUGCAAAAAAUUCAUCAUGUGCAUUUCUAGAUAGCUCCAGUUCUAUAGUGGAAAUACUUUUAUUAGCCAAUAAGAAUUUAAAAAUAAUAGAGAACUUGCACAGAGGCUUUUAUGUGCCUUACAUUUUUAAAACAGGGUUUAUUGUAUUUGUUUGAAUAUGCAACGUAAGCAAUAAAGCAAAUGCGCACCCGGUC